Molecule: messenger RNA, 1020 nt
Organism: Lactuca saligna
Lineage: Eukaryota; Viridiplantae; Streptophyta; Magnoliopsida; Asterales; Asteraceae
Source: the annotation of a GenBank genome assembly
AUGGGUACUCCAUCACCGAUGAUGAGUUCUCCAAUCAAUUCGAAUUUAGAGGAGAUUGGCAAUUCUAGUGGCCCUGUGAAAGCAUAUAAUGUGGACACAACCACUAAUCAAGGUGAUCUUCCGAAGAUCUCCACUCUUGAGUAUACUACAGUCAUACCACCUGAAGUUUUGAAUACCGAAUCAGUUACUGAGGAGGUUAAAGCCUCAGGCAUCCCUGUGAACAUAUCUAUUAUGGACACAAAUAUCAGCAUGGGUGAUAGGGUGUCGAAUAAUGAAUCCCAACUUAAUCAAGAUCAAGCUCAAGAGCAUCAUAUUCAGGAUAAACUUGAUCAGAUGGACAAAUGCAACGAGUUACAAAUCAAAGCUCAAUCAGAGUCCUUUAACGGAGCACUUACAGAUUUGAAGGUUGUUGCAAGGGAAAGGCAUGUUCUGUUUAUUCAAGAUGUUAAGAAGCUUUGUGAAGAUGUGAAUCAGAAAACUAAAGAACUUUGUGAAGACAUGGAAAAGGAAGUUGCAGCAUUAGAACACAAUUAUUCCUCUCUUCACAAGAAGGCAGAUAUUAUUGUUGAUGUUGUAACUAAGUAUGUUACUUUGUAUGAAACUAUACUUCCAAAGGUUGCAAAGAAGGUUGACGAAUAUGACAAGAGUUAUGGCAAUAUUGAUACUCUGUUGGUUGAAUUGAAAGGCUUGGUGUUGAAGUCUAGUUUUGUCUUAUCUUUGUUAAUAAAUCCAGAGCUUCUUUCUGGUAAGUUUAAAUUGUUGCAGUCUAUGAUUCAAAAAGAGCUUGCAACGCUCGCAAAGAUUAUAAACAUGAUGCCAACUGAUGCCCCACCUGUUUCCACAUGUGUGCACGGGGGAGAAAAAGGAGGUGUUGGUAUUGGAUCGAGAGUUAGUGCUAGGGGAAUUACAUCAAAUGAAACAGAUGAUGACACAAAGGUUGUUGAGAAAUUUUUUCUACUCAAAUUCCAACUCCUUUUCACAAGUUCUUCAAAACCACCUCCAACCACAAAAGAAACAUAG